Molecule: messenger RNA, 516 nt
Organism: Homarus americanus (American lobster)
Lineage: Eukaryota; Metazoa; Arthropoda; Malacostraca; Decapoda; Nephropidae
Product: general transcription factor II-I repeat domain-containing protein 2A-like
Exons: 1
Coding region: 1-516 (171 amino acids)
Source: RefSeq, a predicted model, not a curated record
AUGGAUAAUGUCAUGGAUGUUGUUAUAAAGACAGUGAACUUCAUACGCGCGCGAGUUCUGAACCAUAGACAGUUCAACUGCUUAUUAGAGGAAAAUGAGAACACACAUGGACUGCCAUAUCACACUGAUGUUCGCUGGUUAAGUCGGGGAGUCAUACUGAAACGAUUUUAUGAAUUGCGCAGUGAAAUACACAUGUUUAUGGAAAAGAAAGGAAGGGAUUUGCAUGAACUGAAAGAUAAUGAAUGGGUUCAAGAUCUAACUUUCAUGGCGGAUAUUACAGAACAUUUAAAUUACGUGAAUAAAAAGCUGCUAGGACGCAAUAAGUUGGUGACAGAGUUUUAUGACUGCAUUCGUGCCUUUGAGGUGAAACUUCAGCUUUUUGAACGGCAACUAUCAGAGAGUAAUCUUUCUCACUUUCCGACCUUGAAGUCCCAGCAAGGCACACCUGAGUUUCAUGCUGAUAUCAAUACAAAAAAGUACUGCAUCAAGAUUUCCGAAUUAUUGAAUGAGUUCUAA